This is a messenger RNA of Lagopus leucura (white-tailed ptarmigan), 1721 nucleotides long. It is a transcript of the gene LRP2BP, whose product is annotated as LRP2 binding protein. Bases 25 to 972 code for a protein of 315 amino acids. The transcript has 9 exons. Gene Ontology annotation, molecular function: protein binding. The record is from RefSeq and is a predicted model, not a curated record. NCBI's taxonomy places the organism in Eukaryota, Metazoa, Chordata, Aves, Galliformes, Phasianidae.
GCGCCCGGGGCGGGGCGGGCCGCCAUGGAAGUGCGCAGCGAGGCUGCAUGCCUGCCGUCGGGGGACGACAGCCUUGCUGCCUCGCUGGCAUGGAGAGCAGAAGAUGGAGAUCCCUGGACGUGCUUUCUAAGAGGACAGCGGUACUAUGAAGAGGGGAGGUAUGAAGAAGCAUUAGUACAAUUUGAAAAAAACAAGGACACAGAUUUUCAGGCACUGUAUCAGCUUGGUGUAAUGCAUUACGAUGGACUAGGCACUAAUAAGGACCCUGAAAAGGGAGUGGAAUACAUGAAGAAAAUACUCUACUCUGAUUCCCCAGAGGCAAGACACUUAAGGUUUGCAGCUGCGUACAAUCUUGGCAGAGCACAUUAUGAAGGAUAUGGUGUUAAGCAUUCAACUGAAGAGGCUGAAAGGUUGUGGCUUAUUGCUGCAGACCAUGGGAAUCCAAAAGCAAGCGUGAAGGCCCAGAGUACUUUAGGAAUGCUUUAUUCCAUGCCAGAUCUAAAGGAUCUGAAGAAGGCCUUUUUCUGGCACUCAGAAGCAUGUGGCAACGGAAGCCUGGAAUCACAGGGUGCACUUGGUGUUAUGUAUCUCUAUGGACAAGGUAUACGUCGGAACAGUAAGGCUGCUCUGAAGUGCUUGAAAGCAGCAGCAGAAAGAGGAAACAUCUAUGCUCAGGCCCACCUUGUGGAGUAUUAUUACAGUAGAAGAUUCUUCUCAACAGCUGCUGCCAUAGCCAAAAGGACUACAGAAAAUGACAACAUCGAGAUGCUAGCAACGAUGACUGAUUGUCUCCCUACAUAUGCAGCCAAAGGGGUUGCUAUAGCUGCCUUCUACCUGGCUAGGUGCCUCCAUCUUGGCCGAGGCACAGAGAAAGAUGAAGCUGCUGCUAAAAAAUACUAUUCUAAGGCUUGCCUUCUGGAUCCUGAUGUUGCUUCUGAGCUUGAACUGAAAGCUAAUCUUGGAAGAAUUUAAGUGUUUCCUUCAGUUCUGAACAUCACAGGUAACAGCAGCAUACAAGGUCCUUCUGCUCAUCUUCCAUGCAACUGCUCUUCUGAAAGCCUCGGAUUCUCCAAGCAAUGCAGUGAGUGUCUGCUGCUUCUCAGCUAUAAUAAAUCAGUGCGUAACUUAUGGGCGGCUCGGAUGUGUGGAGAUUCUCAUAGACAAAAGCAGUACUGUAUUUUAAACAGCUUUUUGUUACUCAGAAUGAUUCGGAUGAUGAAGUGAAUAUGUUUUUUCUGACUUUGCUCAAGAACAAAAAAAGUUACUUGCAGAGAUCAGUACCAUACUACCAUUAUGUGUGCAAAACCACACACCCAGGGCUUUAAUUCUGAGUGGAACUCAGCAAUUAAGAAGAUUCUAAAACUAAAAGCCCACUUUUCUGGUUACUCACAUAGAGUAGAUGCUUGUUGGCCUUUCUUUCUUGCAGUGCAUUGAACACUUUCACUACACCAUGGCGGGCAUUUUGCUGUCCAACGAGGCUCUGCAGAGUAUCUGCAACAAACAUGACUUCAGCGUACAGCUUCACUCCUGAUAGGCAGUGUCCAACCAACACUACCACCCAAAAAUACAUAAGGCUGGAAAAUGAAAUGCUGCCCUUAAUGGUAGUUAUAGAUGCCAUCCACCAGCCUUUUAAAAACAUGUAGGUAACUCAGGUCACUGGUUGGAAAGUAACCCUUCACUCUCAAGUCAGCUGAGUCAAAUAAAGAAUAUUGUCACCAAGA